Molecule: messenger RNA, 2841 nt
Organism: Dipodomys spectabilis (banner-tailed kangaroo rat)
Lineage: Eukaryota; Metazoa; Chordata; Mammalia; Rodentia; Heteromyidae
Gene: Cd86
Product: CD86 molecule
Exons: 7
Coding region: 152-1165 (337 amino acids)
Biological process (GO): immune response; cell surface receptor signaling pathway; T cell costimulation
Cellular component (GO): external side of plasma membrane
Source: RefSeq, a predicted model, not a curated record
UUCAGAUCUAGCCCUGGUUCUGAGAUUAUUUUUCACUGUAUAAGGAAGCCCCAGAGCCGACAAAGGCUCCUGUUGCUUUCUUAUCGGCUCACUCCUUCUUCUUCGGGAAUGCUACUGUGCUUAUGUGUCUGGUCUCUGGGAGCUGUGGUAGAUGGGCAUUGAUGACAGCUGUAGAGCCAUGGGACUGAGACUUGCUCUCCUUGUAAUAGCAGCCUUCCUGCUCUGUGAUACUGCCUCCGUGAAGAUCCAGGCUUAUUUCAAUGAGACGGCAGAACUACCAUGCCAAUUUGUAAACUCAAAAAACCUAAAUCUUACUGAGCUGGUAGUAUUUUGGCAGAACCAGGAAAGAAUGGUUCUGUAUGAGGAAUAUAAAGGGAAAUACAAACCUGAAUAUGUGAAUGUCAAUUAUAUCGGCCGGACAAGCUUUGAUCAGGACAACUGGAUCCUGAGACUUCAUGGAAUUCAGAUCAAGGACCAGGGUUUGUACCAAUGUUUCAUUCAUCACAUGAAGAAUCCCGGAGGAAUGGUCCGUGUCCACCAGAACAAUUGUGAGCUGUCAGUGCUUGCUAACUUCAGCAAACCUGAAAUAGUGCUGAUUUCAAACAUAACAAGAUAUUCUACCAUAAAUGUGACCUGCUCAUCCAAGCAAGGCUAUCCAAAACCUCUAAAUAUGUUUUUCCAGCUAGUAACUGAGAAUUCAACUAGUGACCAUCAUGGUAACAUGAUGGUAUCUAAAGAUAAUGUCACAGAACUGUACAACCUUUCCCUCAGUUUAUCUGUCCCCUUUCCUGCUGGUGAAGUCAAUGUGACCAUCUUCUGUAUCCUGAAAACUGAGUCAAGGGAACUUUCCUCCUCACUACUUUUAUACAGAGAUCCCAUGGACCCCUUGCCCGACACACACCAAGUUACCUGGAUAGCCAUCGCAAUUAUCUGCAGCAUAACCCUUGGAUGUGGGAUAGGGGUCUAUCUAAAACGAUGCAGGAACAAGAAACAGCAGCAGUUUGUCAUCGCCUACAAAGAAACCACCAAACCAGAGGGGGAAGACAAUGAAGAGAAGGGGGAAAGAGAAAAAAUCCAUAUACAGGAAAGCAAGGAUGAAGAAACUCUGUGUGAUAUUCAUAGUGCAAAAAUACCUUCAAAUGACCAAAGUGCUACACAUUUGUAAUUAAAUGUCAGAAUUUAUAUGUGUCCAUUUUUUAUACCCUUUCCCUUGCAAGUUUUUGGAACCUAUUUUAAAAAAAAUUCUUCCAGAAGGCAAGAGAAUAUAACCAUUAGUAACAGUGGGACUCUGGAAUUUCCUCUAGGUGAAAUAGCUCCUCACCCCAUUAUGCCAGUUCUGUUCUCUAUGUCAAGAGCAGAUGUUAAUUCUCCAACUGCUUCUUUUAAUUCAGAGCACACUUAUGGGCCAAGUUCACUGGAAGGGUUAGUUGCCCAAGAAUAAUAUUUAGAACCAAUCCUAAAUAGGAAACCUGAUCAGACUCUUUUCUUAAUUUUACAAAAUGUUUUUUUCAAUAGGACUCCUAGUUCUUGGAAUAUUGGCUUUUAUUAUCCCUGAAUUUGAAGGUAUUGACUCAUCUUAUAUACCCAAGACUGAACAACUACCUCUUCUAUCAUGGAAGUGAUAUAUUUUAUGACUUUAUAGUGCUUACUUUAAAAUAUAAAGAAAUGUAUACUAUAAUAGUGUAAAUACUGUAUUCUAGAGAAAAGCUAACACCCUGUAAGGAACAUGUCUCUCUGUCAGAAUCAGAAAAGAAUAUCAUGACACAUUAGAGUGCAGGAAAACAGAACGCAGAAGAAACUCCAUUCUGAGAGACCAGGAUUGACCAAAGGAACUAGCCCUGGAUCCUGGAGCCAUUUCUAUCUGAGUUGUUGCUAAGACUGAGAGGAUCCACCCAUCCAAAUAGUGUUUAGUAAGCCUGGUGGAGAGGAAAGUAUUAUUUCUCCUGAAUGCUAAUUCUCUUCUUGAAACAAAAAGUAACUAAAAAGAUGGUCUGAGAAAGAUGUUCAAGAACUAAGAUAGAGAUCACUAUAUUCAAAAGAGAAAAAGAAAUGAAAGGGCUUUUACCAACAGGUGUAUAAGGACUGAUUUGUCUGCUCAGUCCUUCAACAAAUCUCAGGAGAAGCCAGAUAGAUGUUUUACCCAAAUAGACUUAGAUAGACAACACUUAGAAAAGUGGUUGGUGAGGAAUUUUGGUGAUACCUAAGUUACUGUGAUGUUCAUCUGGCUAACAGCAGAGUGGGUAAAAUGAGAUGGCAUCAUCUUGGCCAUGGGAGGAAAAGAAGCCUUAGGAUUCAUUCAGCUCCUAGUUGAAGGAAGAGGGGAAUUAGGAAGAGCAGGAUACACAUCACCCAGGGCCUGAAGAUGUUUUAGGAAAUAUGAUAUGGUCCAGGAUGGACUUCACAAACUGCAGGAUGUUGAUGUGCAAGGUAAUUAAUUAUAGGAAAACUGGCACAAGAGAGGAGUAGCCUGAUAGAGAUGAAUUAGGAAACCUGGCAGCAUGAUUAAGGGAUGAAGCAGCCUCAGUUCAACCCUAAAGAGAACGUUGGGAGGCCUGAGAAAUAAAAAUUAUUCAUUAUAUUUUACAUAAAGUGCCCUAGAGGGUUGUAGAUUUUUGUGAUAGUCACACUUAUUUUUUAAAAUAAUAUUAUCACCUGUGCUCCCUGCCCCUACCUGCCUUUAGACUCUUGACACCUGGCUGGUACUAACAUGUUUUAUUCUCUGGUGGUGCUGGUUACUGAAUCCAGGUUUUGUGUAUUCUAGGCAACUGCUUAUCAUUGAGUUACAUCUGAAGUUCUACCAUGUUUUUGUACAGAAUUCUCAAUAAAACUUUAUUACUUUUA